Molecule: messenger RNA, 315 nt
Organism: Dentiscutata heterogama
Lineage: Eukaryota; Fungi; Glomeromycota; Glomeromycetes; Diversisporales; Gigasporaceae
Source: the annotation of a GenBank genome assembly
AUGUCCACGGUCAAAGUAGGAAAGAUUUUAGGCUGGAUAGGCUUCUUAUUACUCUUCCAUUCUGCAUAUUCUACUUAUGAACAUUUAUCUUACCUUAAAGCCGUUGAUAAAAUACCAAAUUAUAUGCCAAUAGAGAUUACGGUAGAAUGCCUUGUAUCUGUGUCAAUUUGUACUAUUGGUAUAAUUUUGGCUGCAGGCCCUUUGAAACCCAUUUUAAUUAAACAUGAGUUAGCAAAAAAGACUAUUGAUGAAAUUGACACACAUCCAUCUUUUAAUACCUUUAAUCAUCGAGGUAGACUAAUGAAAUGUUCUUGA